AUGCUGCAGGCUGCCAUGCAAUGGGCCGGUGCUUCUCGGCUGGGUACCUUGAUGGUUGGGGACAUGCAAUCCGAUAAGGACGCUGCCGAAGGUGCUGGUGUAAUCUUCCGCUGGGCUCCUGAGUUCUUCAUAAAGGGUAUCGAGCUCCCGCAAAUUGCUGAUGUGGGAACUAUAGUCGAUGAGAAGUUCUCAUCGGCAAGCCUCUGA
Messenger RNA from Perkinsus marinus ATCC 50983, 207 nucleotides. RefSeq lists its product as hypothetical. Bases 1 to 207 code for a protein of 68 amino acids. The record is from RefSeq and is a predicted model, not a curated record. The transcript has 2 exons. NCBI's taxonomy places the organism in Eukaryota, Perkinsozoa, Perkinsida, Perkinsidae.